GUGUUUAGGCUACACGGACAGAACCGACAGUCGCGAAAACCAAGUCCGUGUUGGACUUGGACAAUGUGAAUACUAAACACACUGACAACCGUCUGGCUGAACACGUGGAUUUGUUGGAUUUGGACGCCGUCGGUGUUAUUUGUUGUUGAAGACAUUAUUUGUUUGCGUGUCCGACACACCAACGGACUACGUUGAACUGAUGUGUUGUGAUGCGAAUCUUACCAGUCAAACACACAUUCACUAAUGGGUCAAAGUAGGUAGUUAAUUAGUAAGUUGGCCUUUUCUACCAUCAGCUAAACUGAAAUCUCACCAGCAUUUGGCCAGUUGGCUGGCUGGUGUUAGUUGGAUCCUGGUUGUGUAAAUCCGAUUUCGAACGAAGGAAGGAAGGAAGCAAGAAAGGGAUGUCUGAGGAGGAAGAAAGAGAGAAGGAGAUCAUCCACGGCCCUGAACACUGGUUUUCCAAAUGGGAGCGUCAGUGCCUAUCCGAAUUAACCGAAGAAGACCAUGUCGAGGACAGCAGGGGAGAGGAGAGAGGAGGAGACGGGGAAGAGGAGGAGGACGCCGAAAGAAGGCUGUGGCAUCUCUUCCAGAAUUCGGCCACUGCAGUAGCUCAGCUGUACAAAGAGCGUGUGUGUCCUCAUCAUCAGAGUGUCGCAUUGUGGGUACCUUUCCAGAACGCUGCUACUGCUGUCACUGACCUCUACAAAGAGAGUAUGUCUGCGUACGAGUCUGGUGUCCAGUCUGGUCUUCAGAGGCGGAGACAGGAAGUGUUGUCGUGGGUGACCAAACGGAGGCGCAUGAUUCGCAGAGAAGAGCUGAUCAGCUUCCUUUGUGGCAAGAAAGGCCCGCCCCCGCACUCCAGGGUUGCCAUGGUGAUGCCCAAUCACACGCAGCCGUCAGUUGCAAGCCCCUCCCCUCCGGAUACGGACCUCACGCCGUUCACACAGGCCAUCGCACUGCACGGUGCGUCUCCUCAUCUGUCCUCCUCAGUGGCGGCCCCAUGUGUUCGCAGGAGGAACUGCACCCUGCAGCAGGAAACUAUCGACCUCAGCAGCAGCUUCACCACGCACCAGAACAUGACAUCACACACACAGGACGUGACAUCACACGCCACAGAGCACAGAGACCACAGAGAACACGCCCACCAGCCAAUCGGCAGCCUGCCUUCCUCUCAGCAGCCAAUCAACAACCUGCAUUCUUCUAACCGACCAAUAAACAGCCUGCAUUCCUCUCAUCAGCCAAUGGCUACCCACGUGGAGCACAUAGAGCUCGCCUCCCUUCGCAAACGCCCCUCCGAACCCCAAGCCACCGCAGACUCUCUCACACACAAACGCCAUCGUUACACCUGAGAUAGAGUGCCAAUAGCCAGUCACAGGCCCCCGAUGGACUCACACACUGUGAUUAGCUAGUCGCACCGUGAUAUCAUCUGGAGGCACUGGGAUUGGCUCAAGGCAAUAGAUUUAAAACACUACGUGCAUAGAGGUAGAACACUAGAGUGGACCCCGCCCCCCUUUUGCCAGCAAUCAGUGGCAGCCAUUUUUGGAGGUAGACCGUGUUCUCCAUUGACUUGCACUGAAGGUGUCUACACUACCCACACAAGAUGGGAGGGUGCAUGUGCCGUUUCUCAGUGCUGAUGCGAAUGACAGAGUCCACUCUAGUGUUAUAUUCUACCUCUAUGACUACAUGCCUCGUUGAACACUCCUAUAUUUUGGAACGAAUGGCUCAAGUCAGGUGGCCGCCAUGUUGAGGUGGUAUAACCAGACAUCUUCUAGUAGAGUAAGAUUUCCCAAAUCCCGUCUACGGAAUGCAAAGCGUGCUCAAGUUUGGUCUCCUAAGGGGGCGUUGUCCCUCCUUCUUCUUCUCUUUCUGUGGCAUUUGGUGGUGGCUUGCAUAAGAUGUGCGCUACCACCAUUUACAGAACAAAGGGAACUCCAUUUAUUUUCAAUCUAAAGUCUCCAAAGGUCUAAGGGCUCUGUGAUGUCAUUGGGUAGGGACAUUGGAAUUGACUAGGGGCCCUGUGAUGUCAGCAGAUGAGGACACUGGGAUUGGCUAGGGACCCUCUGAUAUCAGAGACGUGGAAAAGCUUUACUGGCCCAGUGUGUACUGUGUAUGUAAUGCCUCAGGUACAGAUGCUUUUGUGUGUGUGUGUGUGUGUGUGUGUGUGCGUGUGUGUGUGUGUGUGUGCGCGCGCGCGCGUGCGUUGCUCAAUUCUUUGCAGAUUUGUCCAUUUUUAUUAAUGUAUGUUAUAAGCCAUUUAGAUGUUCAUUUGUAUUAUUUCAAUGUUGUAUUCUCUCUCUCUCUCUCUCUCUCUCUCUCUCUCUCUCUCUCUCUCUCUCUCUCUCUCUCUCUCUCUCUCUCUCUCUCAAAAGCUCUCCUUGUCUGCCUCUUCUCCUCUCUCUGUGUUGAUGUUAUUAAUUUAGUCAUUGUUAUUGUUGUCAUGGUGUUUCCAUGUGAGACUGUGUUUGUGUAAAACAGAGAGCACUGUUGUCAUGGAGAUGAGAGGUGAGUUGCCAUGGUAAUGUUGUAUAGAGUUGUGACGUAUCACUCAUGUAAUAAAAGAAAUCUACUUUA
Molecule: messenger RNA, 2571 nt
Organism: Engraulis encrasicolus (European anchovy)
Lineage: Eukaryota; Metazoa; Chordata; Actinopteri; Clupeiformes; Engraulidae
Gene: hapstr1b
Product: HUWE1 associated protein modifying stress responses b
Exons: 4
Coding region: 402-1349 (315 amino acids)
Source: RefSeq, a predicted model, not a curated record